AAUAGAUAAGCUUACACUUGUAUUUGAAACAUUCAUUAUGUGCAACAGUAUAAACGUAAUACCACGGAGUCAUAAUUGAUUUUCUUUCUUAUUUAAAUAAAGAAAACUGCUUAAGUAUUCAUAAUACAAUAUACAACAAACAACAUGAUUCGCAAUUUAUUUUGUCUUUUUGGAAUGGUACUAACAACAACCACAGCGGCAUCCUUUAGGAGCGCAAGAGACGCAUUUAACCCAACGCAACUAAUGGAACACCACAUGGACAUGCGCACUGACGACCAAUCUAUUUUUGGAGCAUACCAUCCCAAUGACCUCGUCCAGUCUAUAAUAAACUUUUUCCAAAAUGGCGGACACAAGAAUUCGGAUAGCCAAUGGGGUUUGUUCGUUUACAAUCCAAACGAUAAAAUGGAUCAGUACGUAGGCAAUGUGCAUGCACCAGGCGGCUUGGGUUCGAAUCCCAACACUGGACAAAGCGAAAUCAAUCGAAGUCAACAACAGCCUUCGCAGGCGGCUUCUGGUUUUGACCCCAGCAAGCUCAACGAACAAUUGAUGCAAUCGAUGCAAAGCGGAGGCUUUUCAAGCUACGGCGCGCCACAACAACAACAGCAUUCCCAGCUGCAAAACGGCGGUUUCGACGCGGAUUCUUUAAACAAGCACCUAAUGCAGAAUUUUUUACACAAUGACGCGUCUUUUUCAAAAAAUUCUGCAACCGGAUCUUCCGGAAGCCAACAACAGGUGGAAAUAGGCGCGAGCUUGCUCGGAUUCAAUCCGGACAGUCUAAAUGCUGGUCUAUUGGGCUCCAUGCGCUAUGACCCAAAUUCAGCCGUCUUGAUGCAACCGCCGUCGUUCCAGUCUAACGGAGGCGUGGACACGGACAAAAGUAAUCCAUAUUCAGCCGAACAACAAUGGGGCAAAAACGCUGACACCAACCCAACUCAUCCGCCCGAAGCGACAACAUCCAACAAGAUUAAUUUGUCAACUGCUUCAGCUAAUGAAGACUCCCAACAAAAGACAGGACCUUCGGAAAAUGCGAAUUCACCGUUUGAAACAACCGGCGGUAACGCGGCGAACGCGGGCUUUUCGGGGAAUGCAAAUGUUGGCGGUACGGGUGGUUACGCAAACCUGGGCAACGGCGGAUUCACAAAUGUUGUCAACGCAGGUUAUGGCGCACAAGCCUCAGCUCCGCAACUAUCUUCAAAUCAGCUCCACCAAUAUGGCGCCGGAACCGGAAGUUCUCCAAACGGAAGCGGAAGUUCUGCCGUCUUCCAGCCAGGAAAUUUUGGCGAAAAUGUAGACCAAAAUCAGAUGAUACCAGGGGUUCAACAGGGUGCGGUGCUGCAACAAACGGAUUCAAAAGCACCGCAGGCGAACGGAAUUGGUGGAAUGGGUUAAUAUUUCAUCGGCAAUAUAACGAGUUGGCGAUUUUCAAAAACAGAAAAGUAGCUCUCUCUUUUUCUAAGUCUUUGUGAAACAAGUCUUGUUAUUCAUUCUCCUAGACUCUUUGGGAAUUCUAAUGAUUGGCAACAUUAACACGUUUGCUCUUAAAUAUAUGUUGGUUUCAUAUUUUGUUAUGCCCUUUUCAUUUAACACAAUGUAUAGUUCAGCCAAUUUGUUUAAAUUUCUGUAAAAUGGUACAAAUAAAAAAAUGCUUAGCCUA
Messenger RNA from Dreissena polymorpha, 1654 nucleotides. Its product is annotated as mediator of RNA polymerase II transcription subunit 12-like. The coding region runs from base 145 to 1389 and encodes 414 amino acids. The transcript is spliced from 2 exons. NCBI's taxonomy places the organism in Eukaryota, Metazoa, Mollusca, Bivalvia, Myida, Dreissenidae. The record is from RefSeq and is a predicted model, not a curated record.